CUAGUCAAUACAGCCACACCCACCAACUGACCCAUUCCUAUCUCGGCGCGGGCACAAGUGCACGCGGCCAAUGUCUUCUUCGGCCAAGCCGAAGGUGCCCUCCUCUCUAAAUGGUGGGCAGAUCCAGGUGCAAAAGAAGCUUGGCGCCGGCUGUUUCGGAGAGGUGUACAAGGGCUUGAACACCGCCACCAAGGAAGAAGCUGCCAUCAAGUUUGAGGCGGUCCACAAUGCAUCACCUCAAUUGCGGCAUGAGGCGGAGAUGUUGGCCAUGUUUAGCACCUCGGGCCCGCAGGGCUUUGCCAAGUUCUUCCACUUCGCCCAAGAGGGCAGCUUCAAUUGUCUCGCGAUGGAAUUUCUCGGCAAAAGCCUGGAAGACCAUGUCCAAAUGUGCGGAGGCAAAUUCAAGCCAAAGACAGCCUGUUUGGUCGCUCAGCAGAUCUUGAUCCGCAUCGAGUACUUGCAUUCUCGAGGAAUUGUUCAUCGAGAUAUCAAGCCGGAGAACUUCAUGUGGGGUGUGGGCACGAAGUUGCAUCACCUUUAUAUCAUUGACUUUGGGCUUAGCAAGAGGUUUUGGGACAAACGCCAUGUGCAGAGCGCACAAAAGCUGAGCCUCACUGGCACGGCAAGGUAUGCCUCCUUGAAUGCUCAUCGAGGAUUCGAGCAGAGCAGGAGGGAUGACUUAGAGGCCAUCGGGCACAUGCUCAUGUACUUCCUCCGCUCUUCACUUCCCUGGUCGGGGCUGGAUGCCAGGACGAAGAAGGAGAAAUACCAAAAGAUAAAGGAGAAGAAGGAGUCUACGAAGUUGUCAGAGUUGUGCGAAGGACACCCGAAAGCCUUUGAGAAGUACCUGGACUACGCCAGAAAUCUGGGCUUCAAGGACCGUCCUGACUACGUCAUGCUGCGGCAGCUCUUCUCUGAAUUGAGAGAACAGAUCCAGGUUGAUGAGGGAACGCCAAUCCAGGAUUGGGACUUCGAAUGGCUGGAGGGCAAAGAUGUAGGGCAGCUAGAUCCACUGCUACCCUACACAGAUAUAAAGCAGCCUGACGACGAGCAGGAUCCACCAGAACGACCCCGCAGCCUGUGCUGCUUUUGUGGCGGCUCAAGUGUCCGGAACUAAUAUCAGCGUGGGGGUGCCUCCAAUCCGUUCCGGAUCCACCGAACGGCGGAUUCACCUCGGGUGAAGGCCUGUUUUGCCCCGGCUUUGCCGGAUGACUAUUUUUUGCCCAGGACCAAGCACCAGUGUUUCUCAGUGGUUCUUUGUGUAAUUCGCGGCAUCAGACUGGAGGCCCAGCUCAUUUGCUGAAGAUUGAACCCAGAGAAAUACUUUAUGUUUGCCGAAUCGCCAAACCUGAGAUGCUCCAGAAUGUACAUAUUCUGUCUAUCUCUUUUCCAGCUUCUUAAUAUUCAAGCGGUUGCGCUGCCCACUCACAUUUGCAAGCAGACAAGAAGGUUCUGAACAUAAAGUGCAGGCGGCAGCGUACAUGGCCCAAAUAUUGCAAACUUCCUCAUAGGGAGGCCACAACCAUGUUCUUAGAGUCUUUGCGGCACCGUAGACAUCGAUGACUGGGCCACUCUGUUGUCCGUGGAGCCGGGGCUGAAGAGGGGCCCUGGCUGGUGAAGAGAUCAUUCCAUGGACCUUGACCUCUGGUCCUCAGAAUCUUUGAGU
Durusdinium trenchii is the source of this 1666-nucleotide messenger RNA. The record is from the annotation of a GenBank genome assembly. Lineage: Eukaryota; Dinophyceae; Suessiales; Symbiodiniaceae.